Molecule: messenger RNA, 807 nt
Organism: Mesorhabditis spiculigera
Lineage: Eukaryota; Metazoa; Nematoda; Chromadorea; Rhabditida; Rhabditidae
Source: the annotation of a GenBank genome assembly
AUGCGCCGUUUUAUUCCAUUGUUUAUUGGGCUUUUGCUAGCCGUUGAUGCCUUUCCGGGGUAUAACCCAGAAAGCUUUCCUGACAGCGAUACCCAACCGGCUCUAUGCUCUCAAUCAAAGCGCAGCCUGCUAUGUGAUCCCAAUCGGCUCCUCCUCCCGGCUGAUAACAACACUGAAAACUAUGACAAGAUUAACGAUAAACUGGGCCAGUUGCGGUAUAAUACGACCUGCACGUGUGGAGCAACGGAUACGAACCUUGGGGUUUGCGGUCAAAUCGGGACGUGGGGAUUCACCGCUUCAAUUGCUGUUGUCGACCGGAUGAUUCUUGGUGAAAAUCAGCACGAUCGCGAUUCGGUGAUGUCGGCCAUCGAGGAGUUUGCCACACGCUUGCGCCGUCGAUUCCCGCGUGGUAACUGUGAUGACGAUAUUUUCAUCGUGCUAUCGGUCAACGAUUUGGCGGUCUGGACCUCUGUGGGAAAGGUGGCAGAGCGCUAUCUAACUAACGAACUUGUCAAUACCGUAACGAUCCGGGCUGAGUCGUACUUUAAACGCUCAAAAUGGACCGAUGGGCUGAGCUAUAUGCUUGAUUCGUACACAAAAAUCUUGAAUGGCCAGCGUAUCGAACCGUUGGAUGUGGAUGAAUGGGUCUGGCCAAUCCCAAAAUGGGCUGUCAUCGUGCUGGGAGUGGUAGUUGGAUUGCUACUAUUGGCCGUAGUUGGCCUGAUAAUCUAUUGUAUCGCCCGUUGCUUCUGCUGCAAAGAUCGCCGCGGCAAUUAUUCCACCGUUAAUAGGAACCAGUAUCACUUG